Molecule: messenger RNA, 2620 nt
Organism: Myxocyprinus asiaticus (Chinese sucker)
Lineage: Eukaryota; Metazoa; Chordata; Actinopteri; Cypriniformes; Catostomidae
Exons: 4
Coding region: 331-954 (207 amino acids)
Source: RefSeq, a predicted model, not a curated record
AGCAUUAAGGUGUGUCCAGCGCCAGGUAAGAUAUUUAAACCAUUGGAUCCAUAGUCAUCCAGGAUAAGCAAUCUAUCUACAGGAGUCUGCAGUUGCUUUUUCAUUGAACGGCUCAUUAUCAUCGCGUAUAUAUUUGACUUGAAUGCUGACGCGGCAGCGGAAGUGGUAGCCCUCGUGUAAAGCCCUCCUCGUGUGAAGACCUACUUGUGUAAAGACCAGCGAGUCUACCUGUGCGAGUCCACCGAGCAAGGACACCGACAAGGCGCCACACAACAUAGCACUUAAGUAUCUUGUUAUUGUAUCUCUAUUAUUUUCCUUCUAUAUACUAACAUGUCUACUUCACGAAUAACACAUGCCUUCAAGCACAUCCCUGUUAUCUGUUACAGACCAUUUUCACCAUAUCGAUGCAAGACCAAACGCAACCCACACAACCUACGGCCACUUUGCACUUCAGCACCUGCUCCGCUCUCUUUCUCAGUGGGACUCUGGAACUGCCAGUCAGCUGUGAACAAAGCUGACUUCAUUCCAGCCUUUGCCACGCAGUCCACCCUCAGCAUCCUGGCACUGACAGAAACAUGGAUACAUCCAGAGGAUACAGCAACACCUGCUGCUCUCUCCAACAACUUCUCCUUCUCUCACACCCCUCGACACACAGGUCAGCUGACAAACUUUCUUGAGGAGUUGGAUGUCCUGCUUGUGGUUCUUGGUGAUUUCAACAUACACCAAGACAAGCCCCAGGCCACUGAAUUGAAUACUCUCCUGGCCUCAUUUGACUUGGUAAAACUACACACCACAGCAACUCACAGAUCAGGCAACCAGCUGGACCUCAUCUUUACACGCCAGCACGUGCUACACCACCCAGCCCCUGGCUGUCUGACGUCCUUCGUGAAAAUCGGACUGACCUCAGGGCAGCUGAGAGGAGAUGGCGGAAAUCUAAAGAUCCAGCAGAUCUAGAACAAGCUGCUGGAUGACAAUCAGUCAGGCUUUAAAAGUGGACACUCCACCGAGACUGCCCUGCUGUCUAUCACUGAGUCGCUGAGACGGGCGAAAGCUGAAUCCAGAUCAUCCGCCCUGAUUCUACUGGACCAUUCUGCAGCCUCUGACACAGUCAACCAUCAGAUCUUACUCUCUACCAUCUCCUCGCUGGGCAUCACAGGAACUGUGCUUGACUGGUUUAAUUCCUAUCUCUCAGGUAGUACUUACUGGGGUACUUCAGGGAUCAGUGCUUGGGCCACUUCUCUUCUCUAUAUACACAACAUCACUGGGACCCAUCAUUCAGGCACAUGGUUUCUCUUACCACUGCUACGCUGAUGACAUGCAACUCUACUAGUCUUUCCAGCCCAACGACACCACAGUGACUGCUCGAAUUUCUGCCUGCCUGGCGGACAUCUCGGCCUGGAUGAAGGAGCACCACCUGCAACUCAACCCAGCCAAGACUGAACUCCUUGUCUUUCCAGCCAACCCUGCUGUUGAACACAACAUCACCACGCAGCUGGGUGCAACUACAGUAACGCCUUCCAAAUCGGUCAGAAAUCUAGGGGUAACCAUCGACAACAGACUAAAUUUCACAGACCACAUCUCAAAGACCGCAAGAUCAUGUAGAUUUACACUCUACAAUAUCAGGAAGAUAAGACCCUUCCUCUCUGAACAUGCCACACAACUGCUUGUCCAGUCACUUGUCAUAACUAGACUGGACUACUGUAACGCUCUCAUUGCAGGCCUCCCUGCAUGUGCAAUUAGACCCCUCCAAAUGAUCCAGAAUGCAGCAGCACGUCUGGUCUUUAAUGAACCAAAGAGAGCACAUGUUACACCACUCCUUGUCUCUCUCCACUGGCUGCCGGUUGAUGCACAUAUCAAAUUCAAGGCUCUGAUGCUGGCAUACAGAACAGUCACUGGGUCUGCUCCAGCAUACCUAAAAUCAUUUAUGCAGAGCUACGCGCCCACUAGAAGCCUGCGGUCGGCAAAGGAACGUCGCCUUGUUGUACCAACACAAAGAGGCACCAAAACACUUUCCCGGACUUUCAGCUUCAUCGUACCACGUUGGUGGAACGACCUUCCCAACUCCAUCCGUGAAGCAGACUCACUCUCUGUCUUCAAAAAACGACUAAAAACACAUCUUUUCCAUGAGCACUUAACCAGUCAUUAAAAAAAAUACAAUAAUUUGUUGCUCUUUAUUCUGUUUUGAAUACUAUUAUGAUCCUAGUGAUACUUUGUAAUACAGCACUUUUCAUACCACUGUCUCCUAAGAUGAUUCGCUUAUGUUUUCCUCUUUUGUAAGUUGCUUUGGAUAAAAGCAUCUGCCAAAUGAAUAAAUGUAAAUGUAAAAGAACUUUUAUGUAUUUGGUAGAUGAUUUUAUCCUAAGUGACUUAGGCUUUGCUCUCAAGUUUCACAUUUUAGCAGUAGGUGUGUAACCAAUGACCUUGAUGUCCAUCCAGCUGAGCUACAGAAACGCAUCAUAUUUUAUUAUCUGUUCAUUAAUAUUGAAUCUACCGAUAACUGCUGCUAAUUGUUGGGCCUCUAAUAUGUAUUUAAUGUAUUGUUUGCAUUUAUUACUUAACCUUUACAUAACAGCCAUUUAAUCGCAAGUGAGAAAUCCACAGAAUUUUAAGCAUACUUAGA